AUCUGUUUGGCUAUAAAUGGGAGGACGCCUUUUCCUUUCUUGAACACUAUAACUGUUUCUCUUUCUCUCUCUAUAAUCCUCUCCUCUCCUCUCCUCCCUGUAAUUGGUGACUUUUGGUGAAGCUCAGACCUAGCAGGUUUUCUGAACUGCAGUAUCCAACGAGGUAAAGAACCAGAAUCCCAACAAUUCCAGCUCUUCUCUCAUGCUUGUCUGCAUGUUCAGGAGAUAAAAUUGGGAUGGCGAGAGAGAAGAUAAAGAUCAAGAAGAUUGACAACGUGACUGCGAGGCAGGUUACCUUUUCCAAGAGAAGACGAGGGCUUCUAAAGAAAGCUGAAGAGCUUUCUGUUCUGUGUGAUGCUGAGGUUGCGCUCAUCAUCUUCUCAGCUACUGGAAAGCUCUUCGAGUUUUGCAGCUCAAGUAUGAAGGAUAUACUUGAAAGGUAUAAUCUGCACUCUAAUGGCCUUAAACAAAUGAACCAACCUUGUCUUGAACUGCAGCUAGAGAAUAACAACUUCAUCAGAUUGAGCAAGGAAAUGGCAGAUAAGACACACCAACUAAGGCAGACAAGGGGAGAGGAACUCGAUGGACUAAAUUUGGAGGAAUUGCAAAAACUAGAAAAAAUGCUUGAAGCUGGACUUACCCGUGUUCUUGAGACCAAGGAAGACCGGUUUCUGACUGAGGUUAACGCACUUGAAAGAAAGGGAGCUCAGUUGAUGGAAGAGAACAGUCAGUUAAGACAGCAGAUGAUGAAGAUGUUGUCCAAGGGAAAAAGAGCCGUGGUUGUGGAGUCAGACACCGUGGUCCAGGAAGAAGGCCUGUCCUCAGAAUCCGUCACCAAUGUUUGCAGCAGUGGCGGCGGCCCGCCUUCUUUAGAGGAUGAUAGUUCUGAUACAUCUCUCAAAUUAGGGCUUCCGUUCUCUACCUGAAAAAAUCAAGGGAGCAGCAUGGAGCAGACUCAUGAAAAACUUAAGUAUGGGUUCUGGUCAUUUUAAUUAGAUAUCUUGAAAGUUUUAGUCAAACAGUACAAGUGACGAGAAGUGGUUGUGGAUAUGUUUUUUUCGCCUUUGCCCGCUGUGGCUACUCUGAAAUUAAUUUGUGCGUUUAUGCGUAUGCUUGCAAAACUACUAUGAAAAUUUUGCUA
Molecule: messenger RNA, 1141 nt
Organism: Carya illinoinensis
Lineage: Eukaryota; Viridiplantae; Streptophyta; Magnoliopsida; Fagales; Juglandaceae
Product: MADS-box protein SVP-like
Exons: 9
Coding region: 237-926 (229 amino acids)
Biological process (GO): positive regulation of transcription by RNA polymerase II
Cellular component (GO): nucleus
Molecular function (GO): RNA polymerase II cis-regulatory region sequence-specific DNA binding; DNA-binding transcription factor activity, RNA polymerase II-specific; protein dimerization activity
Source: RefSeq, a predicted model, not a curated record